AUGCGAGGAUUCUUCGUUGGGGCGGCAUCUAUUACAACUUUUGCUACCAUGACAUUGUCCCUCUUCAAAAUCUUUCGUAGGCUGCAUGGUCAAGCUCCAGACGCUGAUUUCAAAUUUUCCUUGGGCGAAGAAGAGGACUGGAAACCUUACAAGAGCAUGAAGACGAUGUCAGUCACGUGGUUCUAUGGAAUUGCCGUCAUGUUUCCUCCCUUUGUGGGUUGGGGCUCAUUUUCGUCGGAGUCUGGUGGUACUAUUUGUAUCCCAAACUGGCGAGAUAACACCUCAGCUGGACACGCCUACUUGAUCAUACUCGUCAUUUUGGCCUUCGUGGCACCCUUGUACGUUUCCUUGGUCUGUUUCGCGAGGAUUUACCAGAAAUCAAGGAAACUCCCUAGUGAAAACCUGAGGACGACCAAGGAAAAAGCAUUGACAAGGAAAGCUGUCAAGAUGGUCGUACUCGGCAUAGUCAGCUUUUCCAUCAGUUGGACCCCUUAUUGUGUGUCUGCUAUGAUAUCAGUCAUAGGUGGCUCAGAAAUUUUUGACAGAGACCAGUCUUUCAUCCCUGGAAUAUUCGCCAAGGCCAGCCUCAUGUACAACCCGCUGCUCUGCAUGCUUGUCUGCAAACGGUGA
This is a messenger RNA of Pocillopora meandrina, 630 nucleotides long. The record is from the annotation of a GenBank genome assembly. Lineage: Eukaryota; Metazoa; Cnidaria; Anthozoa; Scleractinia; Pocilloporidae.